GUGCGACUGUCCUGGCAUCUCAUCACCUCGAGCAAGUAAACUGGGAUAUAAGGAUAUAAAUCAGCGAAGUAAACAUCAGCUGCAGCAUCCAUAGACCGUCUUUAACAGCGUCAAGAACAAGUAGUUGCUUGGUGAACAAAUAUAGAGAUCGAGCCGCUUCAGGCAUCUUCGCACAACCACAAAGGCAGCACAACCAGCACGGGAUCACGCUUCAUCGAUUACCAUGCCAUCUUCAAACUCAACAAGAGCUACAGCGAGUAACGAGACAAAUGCCGGUACCACCUCCUCAUCAACCACGGCGGUCCCUACCCGACCGCCUAACAUCCAAUACCCCGCCUUGUUCGGUGACGCAUCGAUCGACCACGCCGUAGCGGGUUUAGGAGCCGGGACGAUAGCCACCCUAGUUAUGCAUCCUCUCGACCUAGUCAAGGUUAGGUUUCAGUUGGCGACUACGCCUUUGGCGAGCACGAGCACGAGCAUGAGCUCCGGGAUGGGAUCUUCUUCGUCAGGAUCGGCAUCGGCAUCGACAUCGACCUCAGCAUCGUCAAUACGUACCAGCACAAACCCUUUUCCUGCAUCAACAUCAACAUCAAUACCUUCGACAUCAUCAUCAUCAACAAUAUCAACACCCUCAACCUCAACCUCAACCUCAACCUCAACCUCAAUCUUGAACUCAAGAGCAAACCCCAGCUCGAAACCUCGACUAGGAACAGCCGUCUACUCAGCCCUCAGGGAUGCAGUGAAACAAGACGGUCCGUCCGGCCUAUACCGCGGUUUGGUACCGAACUUGGUCGGGGGAGCGAGUAGCUGGGGGUUAUAUUUCCUCUUCUACAACAUCCUGAAAAAACAGAUGCAAGGCGGAGAUCCGAACUACGUAACCUCGCCUUCCCAGCACCUGCUCGCCGCAGCGGAAGCCAGCGCGAUCACGGCCAUGUUGACGAACCCGAUUUGGGUGGUCAAGACGAGGGUGUUUGCCAGUAGCAAGAAUUCAGAGGCGGGUCGGGCUUAUCGGGGAUUAUGGCACGGCCUGACCUCGAUAUACCGCACCGAAGGUAUCCGAGGACUGUACCGAGGAUCCCUCUUGGCGCUCGUCGGCGUAUCAAACGGGUCGAUCCAAUUUGCUACGUACGAGGAGAUCAAGACGAGACGGGCUGCGAUCAAGCGGAGAGCGAUCGAGCGGGAAGGGAGGGUUUGGGGGAGGGGGGAUGAGAAGUUGUCGAAUAUGGAGUACAUCUUGGCUAGUGGGAGUUCGAAAUUGGUCGCCAUCGCCUUGACCUACCCUUACCAGGUCGUACGAGCGCGAAUACAGAACGCCGCCACUUCGGACCUCUACCCAAACAUCCCAAAGACCAUCUCUCGGACGUUCCGACAAGAAGGUCUCCGAGCGUUUUACAAGGGUCUGGGAACGAACGCGUUGAGGAUCUUGCCGGGGACGUGUACGACGUUUGUGGUGUACGAGAACCUGGUGUGGGGAUUCCGAGGGAUAGCGGAUUGGAGGCAGCAGGGAGCUGACGGGGGUACGGCGGAUGGGGAGGUCUUGGUCGGAGGUGUUGGGACGGACGGGGCGAUUGUAAAGAGUUGAUGUGGGGGGUCAAUCGGGAUGACGUCACGCCUCAUUGUUAUCGUCACGUGAUAUGAGGGAUGGUUGCUUGAUCGAUCUACUCUUGGCUGGGGUCGAUCAGUAGAACAUGACUACCUAUUCUCAUGCUCGAUCGUU
Filobasidium floriforme is the source of this 1717-nucleotide messenger RNA. RefSeq names its product mitochondrial FAD carrier protein. The transcript has 7 exons. Bases 224 to 1582 code for a protein of 452 amino acids. The record is from RefSeq and is a predicted model, not a curated record. Gene Ontology annotation, biological process: folate import into mitochondrion; nucleotide transport. NCBI's taxonomy places the organism in Eukaryota, Fungi, Basidiomycota, Tremellomycetes, Filobasidiales, Filobasidiaceae. Gene Ontology annotation, molecular function: FAD transmembrane transporter activity; folic acid transmembrane transporter activity. Gene Ontology annotation, cellular component: mitochondrion.